Messenger RNA from Cyphellophora attinorum, 495 nucleotides. RefSeq lists its product as uncharacterized. The record is from RefSeq and is a predicted model, not a curated record. Lineage: Eukaryota; Fungi; Ascomycota; Eurotiomycetes; Chaetothyriales; Cyphellophoraceae. Bases 1 to 495 code for a protein of 164 amino acids. The transcript has a single exon.
AUGACUGAGACUCCAUGGACCAUCAAGCGCAAAGCAGCAACGCCAGUGUCAUUCACCGGCAGGAAGCGACAGCGCGGUAACGAUACGCCAGCCAGCGAUAGUAGACGACAGCAGACUCUGACGCAGGCACAAUGGAUUCAUUCAACGCCCAGCUUCAGCGAGGAUGUCAAUUUGACACCCGUGCAGGAGUCGAAGACGUUCAAGAGGAAGGCAAAAAAGGCUCGUGUCUCAACGUUGACUCAGAUGCAAUUCUUCGAGGGCCAUGCCGCGUCCUUGAAGGAGGAAGAUCUGGGACUGAUCAACAAUGACGAGGACUACAAACAUGCUGCUGCUCCAAUCCCGCAAGUUGAUGGUACAUAUCACCAGAGUCCCCGCAGGCCACAAAAACGGAAACCAGUCCCAGUGCUGAAGACAGAGGGUAUCGAAUCUCAAGAAUAUCGGCCUACGAAGAAGAGUCGCAAGCAAGGUGAUGAUCAGACGGCGGAUGAGCCAUAA